AUGGAUAUAAAGAGUACUGUUGCUGAAGAGGAGGAAGUUGAGAGUGGAAGUGAAGAAAAUGGUUCAAAGAAGAUCAGAUUCAGUGUGGUGAACUUAAACAACAAAGAUCCAUACUAUGAAAUAGUUAUAAAAAAAUCACACUCAAUUUUUAUGACUAUCCCGAUAAGCUUCGCGAGAUGGACAGGCAUAAUGUACAUGAAGAGAAUGAGACUGGUAAAUGGGAAAGGCAAGGAGUGGCGAGUAAACAUAGCACGCAAGGGCAGGUGGGUUCACAUAAAAGGAGGAUGGGCUGAAUUCCAAACAUGUAACAAGAUAGCAACUGGUGACACUUGCCGCUUCAAGUUUAUUCAGGGAAAUGGUGGCAAAAAUGUUUUACAGGUCCUAAAGAUCUCCAAACCCCAUUCCUUGCAGUAG
Lycium barbarum (goji berry) is the source of this 414-nucleotide messenger RNA. RefSeq names its product B3 domain-containing protein REM8-like. Gene Ontology annotation, molecular function: DNA binding. The transcript has 3 exons. The record is from RefSeq and is a predicted model, not a curated record. Bases 1 to 414 code for a protein of 137 amino acids. NCBI's taxonomy places the organism in Eukaryota, Viridiplantae, Streptophyta, Magnoliopsida, Solanales, Solanaceae.